Chrysemys picta bellii (western painted turtle) is the source of this 720-nucleotide messenger RNA. The record is from RefSeq and is a predicted model, not a curated record. Lineage: Eukaryota; Metazoa; Chordata; Testudines; Emydidae.
CAUGUUUUGAUGGAAAUGGAAACUACUGUUACUACUGUGACCCCAUCAGCAGCUCUGGUGUUGUUUCCGACAGACUCUGAUGACCUAGAGAGGGGGAACGACAGCGGGACGCCACUUCCCACCUCUGAUAAUGAUGACAAUUCGCUGGGCUACACAGGCUCCCGUCUCCGUCAAGAAGAUUUCCCACCUCGAAUUGUUGAGCACCCUUCUGAUCUAAUUGUUUCAAAAGGAGAACCAGCAACUUUGAACUGUAAGGCUGAAGGCAGGCCAACCCCAACUAUUGAGUGGUAUAAAGGGGGUGAAAGAGUUGAAACUGACAAAGAUGACCCUCGCUCCCAUCGGAUGUUGCUGCCCAGCGGAUCUUUAUUUUUCUUACGCAUAGUACAUGGACGCAAAAGUAGACCAGAUGAAGGAGUCUAUGUCUGUGUUGCACGGAAUUACCUUGGUGAAGCUGUGAGUCAUAAUGCAUCGCUGGAGGUAGCAAGUAAGUAAAGGUUUUUCAUUUUUUACGAACAGUCACUUGUCUUGAUGUUGGCUAUUACUGUGGAAAUUUAAGAGAAAAAAAAUCAACUUCUCUGAGACAAACAGUUGACUUAAAAUAAAGGUAGGAACUAAGUACUUGAAUUUACUGUACUACAUACAAAUAUAUUGGAAGGAAACGCAGACAUUUUGAAGAUUUGGACUUGCUGGCCAGAGGCAUCUUUAGUUUUCUAUGAAGUU